AUGCUCUGCGAUGCUGAUGACAAGCAACUGGCUGCCUUCAAGGACGGGUCAAAGUAUCAAAUAUUGGUGCAACAAGGAAAAACUCCCGAAUCAAUUCGGUAUGAUGGAUGUCAGAGGGACUACUUGCCGGCCAACUUCUUGUCCAACCGAAGUCUCCAAAAUUUGACCUGCAAGAUGUUCCUGGCCCAGCGCUCCCUUCGUGACUGCCUUCUUCGGGUCAUGGAGGAUGACUUUGAUUGGCCUCAUGGCAUCAAGGAUACCAUCCGUGAGGUGACCAGUGAUCAUACAACACUGGUCAGGAAGAUCAAGGAACUCACUUGGAGAGCUGGCUGGCCGGAUUCCGCUGAGCGCUUCUGGCAGCUCGUUGAGGAUGCGGUCUUCGGUGCUGGCUACCAAUCAGCUCUGACAUCACUUGUCAAGAACCGAAGGAGCAUCCCUGAGUAUUUGGAGAAUCCUGAGCUGAAACAGGAGCUCACUGCCAUCCACGAGAUGUAUGAUGAGGAAAUGAAGAAAAAGAAGAAGGAGUUGAAGCUUGCCCAGAAGGAGAAUGGCACCCUGAUAGAUGAUGACGAGGAUGAAUUGGAGGCCGAGAAAGAGGAUCCUGUGGAACCUGAAGAUCAAAGCCUCAAGCACAUCAUGGUUGAGGGUGAUGAUCCAAGCCUGCCAUUCAAGAAUCCCAAGGAUGGCUUCACGGAGAAAGGCAUCCAAAUGAAGGACCGGCUGGCCCAUUUCAAGAAGCAAGCCCAGAGAAAAGUGCCUUGGUCUGUUAACUUGUCUACUAAGUCCUUGUUGUCUUUUGAAUUCAAACAAUAUGUGAAACACCUUCUUGUCUAG
This is a messenger RNA of Durusdinium trenchii, 834 nucleotides long. The record is from the annotation of a GenBank genome assembly. NCBI's taxonomy places the organism in Eukaryota, Dinophyceae, Suessiales, Symbiodiniaceae.